Kockovaella imperatae is the source of this 1558-nucleotide messenger RNA. RefSeq lists its product as hypothetical. The record is from RefSeq and is a predicted model, not a curated record. NCBI's taxonomy places the organism in Eukaryota, Fungi, Basidiomycota, Tremellomycetes, Tremellales, Cuniculitremaceae. Bases 146 to 1495 code for a protein of 449 amino acids. The transcript is spliced from 4 exons.
GGAUGACAUUCAGACGGUUGCUGCGUCUACUGCGAGAUGAUAUCCAAGCACUGACUUGAAGGAUUGGAGGUGGAUGCAGCAACACGAUCUGUGCUAGUAUGAGGUGAUCGACCAAAGGAGGACUCUGAAUUCUGACCCCGGUGACAUGCCAUCCACCAUGCGUCGGUCAGCCUCCGCCACCUCAUCCCCUUCACGACCUCAUCGCGCCAUGCGCCGUACGCCAUCCUCAUCCUCGCAGUACCGGGAACCAGCUGUGGGGUCCGAUGAUCCAUCUACGAAGUCCCAGAUAUAUGUUCUUUCCGCAGACGGUUCCUCUCUAUUCCUUUUGGAUCCCAGCAAGCCUGAUGGCAACGAAGAGCCUCCUCCCUAUGCCCCAUUUCGCAUCACCCCUCCAGAAGUGAGACAGAGCGGUUCUGACGAGCCAACUGGCGGAAUUAGAGCCAUGAAUCUUGCUCCCCCUGCCCCUGGAAUUUCGAGUCCCCUGCGAUCACCUCAAUCAGGUCAUGCUUUCCCUCCAGGCACAAUCAUUACCCCAGAGGCCAGAGCCCGAGCCGUGACUCUACCUGGGAGGUCAAGAUCACCACACGAGACGCCUACCCGGUCCAUCGUUCGAAACUCUUCAUCUUUCACCUCGCCAAACAACACUCGAUCUGCCCGUUCGACUCGGUCACUUCGUCCGCCAAAUGAUCGCACACGGUCCCAGCAGUCCAUUGCUACGUCCAUAGGCGCAACGUCCGUCCGAGUGCCAGAUGAGAGGACGUCGCUGCUGAGUCCGGACGAUUGGGUCGAGGUGAAUUAUUAUAGAGGACGCGGACGAUGGCGAGCUAUAUUCUGUGGAGAGGUCGAGGAAGGCGAGGAAGUGGUGACUUGGAGUGGAGGCUGGAAACGCUAUUGGAGGACGCUCAGCGAGCGUCAAGCAUGGAGAGGACUCGUGCAUCUCAUCCUCUUGACAUUUCCGUUCGCUCUCCUUGUUUGGCCAUUCCUUCUUGCUGGUACUCUGGCGGGGACAGCUCUCCUUAUCACGUUGCCUCUUGGUGCGGCAGUGUGGUGGUUGACUCUGUUCCUAGCACGGUCCGCUGCCCGUCUCGAGAUCAUCACCCAGCUGCACUACCACUCUCCCCUGAGCCCAUCACGGCGACAUCCAGCGUAUCAUCCCAUUUUCCAUCACCCGAAGGAGGUCCUAUCGAGUCCUGACCCCCUCGAGACAGAUCCUGACUGUGCAGAUAUCCACAGUGAUGAGGAAGGCGGGACCGAUGAAGUAGUCUGGGAGACGCGCUUCAUCAAAUGCUCCUAUGCCAUGUUCUGUGAUCACUACUCUUACUCUGCUCUCGUCUAUUUUCUCCUCAUCAAGCCUCUGGUGGUCCUCUUCCCUACCAUUUUCAUCGUUGCAUUGUUCCCCGUCUGUUUUCUGACCAUCUUCGCGCUCCCAGUGUACCUGCGGGCUAUGCGUCGUUGGGGCAAAUGGCAGGCAGGUAUAGCUGUAGAAAAUCUAUGAGAGCGGUUGGUUUUGUAGCAUAGAGUCUAGUUGUAUUCGAGUUUUGCAUCGGCUGUUUCAUCA